AGAAAGAGGAAGUUGGAAACAGAAACCAGAAACAGGGGGUGUACUUUCAAUCUAAAAACAGCUGAACUUAACGUUUUAUAUGAGAAAGGAACUCUUCGUCUUAUUAACUGCAUUUCAGAUCUCUUUAGUCAGACCCUUAAAAGAUUCUUGUGAUGCAAAAAGUGACCAAAGCUGUUUUCAAAUGUCAGAGUUUUUAGAGGACAGAGAGGGAGACAAUAUGGGACAAAAUCAGAGUUCAAAAGGCAAGAGAAGGGAAGAUGCUUUCCCAGAUACUCUAGAAGGAUUUGGAUACAAGUUCAAUGAAGAAGGAAAGCUGAGAAAUAUCGAAACGGAUGAACCCUUCAAGUUCGAAGUGAAAGAGGGUGACAGGAUGUAUAACCAAAAACAUUAUGAGGCUCUAGGAGAGGUAAUCACCGAGUAUAUCUACCAUUUACUGGAAGAAGAUGUCAAACUAAAGAAAGUUACUGUUCCAGUUGAUGCCAAAGAUGAGGUUACGAGUUUCUUUUUCAUGAGUGAGGAUGCAAUGAAAAAGGACAAGCUGAUGAUCCUUAUUCAUGGCAGUGGUGUCGUCAGAGCAGGACAGUGGGCAAGAAGACUAAUCAUCAAUGACGACUUGGAGAGUGGGACAAUGUUACCAUACAUCAAACGAGCCACCCAGGAAGGUUAUGGAGUUUUUAUCACAAAUGGAAACGAAAACUAUGUGCGGAGAAACAAAUAUAGAACAGCCAUCAGGGGUAGCGAAUCCCCAGAGAGGCACUUUGGUUAUGUAUGGGACAACUUCAUUUCCCAGGCUGCAGCUCAAACAAUAGUUGUUGUGGCCCACAGUUAUGGAGGAGUUGUCAUUGUAGAAGGGCUUCAAAAUUGUGAAGGUAUCAUGGAAAGGGUAAAGGCCAUUGCGUUUACAGACUCUGUGCAUAGUCUUUCACACCAAAGGGCUAACAAGAAUCUUAGGGCAUGGAUGAAAAAGCAUUCACGCAACUGGCUCUCCUCAGACCUUCCUUUGGAUACUGUCAUAGAUUACGAAGGUGCUGAUUGUGAGCUGGUUUCAGCUGGUACAAUGAAACAUGAGGUCACUUCACAUGCAGCUUUUAAUUCAAUCUUUUCGUUCUUUGAUGAGAAGCUCAAAGCUUCAAAUCAGACUGAUAGCUCUGAAAACACAUCAGUUGGUCAGACCCCAAUAGACAGUCUUAAAAGUCCAUUGGAGAAAGUUGAAAAUAAAAUGGAAAUCUCUGAAAACCAGGAAGUAAGCUCCGAAUUGAGCCAAACCUCCCAGACUCAAGCUGAUGCAGCAGAAAAGCAGGAAGAAGCCCUCAGAAAAAUGGAUGAUUCCUCUGAGACUCUUCCAGAUGCCACACAAACUAAAGAAGAAAUGCCCCAGACUCAGGCAGAUGUGUCACAAACCCAAGAGGAACCCUCAAGCAAUGAAAAGUAUUCCUUCCAAGCUCCGGCAGAUUCAACACAAACUGAAGAAGAAAUGCCCCCGACUCAGGCAGAUGUGUCACAAACCCAAGAGGAACCCUCAAGCCACGAGGAGCAUUCCUCCCAAGCUCUGGCAGAUGCAGCACAAACUAAAGAAGAAGCCUCCCAGACUCACGCAGAUGUAUCCCAAGAUGAACCCUCAGGGAAUAGGGAGGAUUCCUUCCAAACCCAAACAGGGGACACCAAGUCCCCAGCUGAUGAAACUCACAUGGAAGUUGAUAUAAAUAAAGAGGGAACAGAAGUCUAAAUUAUGUAAAACAUCUCUCCAAUUAUGUAAGACCUAUCUCCUGUUCAAUCAUUUGGUGAUAGUGAAAGGGGGAAAAAAUGUGUUCAGCAGGUGAAUUAUCCAGUUGCCAAUUCAGAACAUGUCUUGUUUUCCUCAUAUCUGCUUGGUUUUCAUGUCCACAGUUAGGCCGCACAAUAAUGAAGCAAUAUUUCACCAAGAAAUUAUCCCAAACUAUGCAAAAGUUUAAAGUUGAAAAAUUAAGGUGGAUUGUAUCUUUUCAAGCUUUGCCAAUAGUGGUAACCCACUAGUAGAUUAUUUAAGAAAUCUUUUUUAAAGCUAUCAAGGUGAUUUUAAAAUAAAACACAUUUUUAGACCAUAAAUUACUAAAAUAAAAACUGUUAAAUUUAUCUUAUAUAGAAAAAAAAUAGUAUAAACUUCGAAGUUCUUGGAGUCAGAAACUGGUGACUCUGGCUGACAUCCGAGUGUAGUCAAAUAAAUAUUGCAGUGCAUUUUGAUGCAUGUAGAAUGAGUGGUUAUGAUGAAAGUGAAUAGCUUCACACAUUUAUUGGAAAUUUUGAUCAAGGGUACUCCCAAGAAGCUGUUGGUAGGCUGUUGGCCAACUGUUGGUCUGUCAGGAGCCAGUUGGUAGCUUGUCCCUAGCCUGUUAGCUGACACCUUACCAACAAUAAGCUGACAGUUGCUUGGGGGAGCUAUGCUUUAAAAGUACCCAUUUAUCAACUCACAAAAACUAUUAUUUCUUAUAUUCUAUAACACAAAAACUCUGAUAAAUGAUAAGUACCAACUCAUUUGAUUAUCAGCGAUAACGCUCUUCUUUUUCUUGUUUAUUCUUGACAUGCAAAAACAUGCCACAAUAUUACCUCUUUAAAUAUAUAUUUUUUAUAACAUAAUCAACAUAGGCAUCCUCGGAUUGGUCAAUGCAAUUUCCAAACAGAUGCCUUAUGAUGUUAUAGAGCCCCCAUGCAUGUAACUAGUUACAUCCCAAAAGCAAUAGGAAGCAUUUUUUUUUCUAGGCUCAGUAAUGUGAUAAUGCCACUAUAGGAAGCAUUUUUUUAGGCUCUUUAAUGUGAUAAAUCCACUUGGAGGUUAGAAGAACACUUGCAAAGCUUUUAUGAACUUUCCUCCGAUGUUUAAUUACAGUAGAAAGGCUGAUGUUCCUCCAAAUCAAUAUAGAGACUAAAUCAAAAAUCUUUACUUUCUA
This is a messenger RNA of Stylophora pistillata, 2924 nucleotides long. RefSeq names its product cotranscriptional regulator ARB2A homolog. Gene Ontology annotation, biological process: regulatory ncRNA-mediated heterochromatin formation. Gene Ontology annotation, molecular function: siRNA binding. Gene Ontology annotation, cellular component: nucleus. NCBI's taxonomy places the organism in Eukaryota, Metazoa, Cnidaria, Anthozoa, Scleractinia, Pocilloporidae. The record is from RefSeq and is a predicted model, not a curated record.